ACUGGCGAGUCAAUUAUGCACGAGCUCGCUCCCGAUUGGCCGAACGCCGAAGUUGUCGCGACAAGAUGGGCGGGGCCAGCGAGGAGCUAUGAUGGUGUGGAUUAUGAUGAUGUUCAUUUCUUCCCUGCUGCUGAAGGUGUAACGAUGUUCUGCAGGGCUGUGUGCUGUAACCGCUGGUCGUGUGAGGAGAGGCUGGAUGGCCAAACAGUCAUCAUCACUGGAGCCAACACGGGCAUUGGCAAAGAGACCGCCAGAGACCUGGCAGCUAGAGGCGCCCGCAUCAUCAUGGCAUGCAGAGACCUGGAAAGGGCAGAAGAGGCGAGAUUGGAGAUAUUGGAGGACACUGGCAAUGACAACGUGGUCAUUAGGAAGCUGGAUCUCUCUGACAGCAGGUCCAUUAGAGCCUUUGCAGAGCUCAUCAACAAAGAGGAGAAACAAGUGAAUAUUUUGAUAAACAACGCAGGCAUCAUGAUGUGCCCGUACUCCAACACAGCUGACGGCUUUGAAAUGCAGCUUGGAGUCAAUCAUUUGGGUCACUUCCUGUUGACUUACCUGCUGCUGGAUUUGAUCAAGUGGUCCGCUCCUGCUCGUGUCGUAGUGGUGGCAUCAGUGGCUCACACCUGGACCAGCAUCAGACUGGAGGACCUCAACAGCGAGAGAAGCUACGACACCAUGAAAGCCUACGGACAGAGCAAGCUGGCCAACGUCCUGUUUGCACGAGCCUUGGCCAAAAAGCUUAAAGGAACCGGGGUGAGCGUGUUCUCGCUACACCCGGGUGUGGUGCAGUCCGACCUGUGGAGGCACCAGCAUCAGUGCAUCCAGGUGGCUGUGAAGAUCUUCAGGAUUUUCACCAAGACAACUGUAGAAGGGGCUCAGACCACCAUUUACUGCGCCGUGCAGCCCGGCCUAGAGAGUCAGAGUGGAGGUUACUUCAGUGACUGCGCCCCUGCAAGGUGCUCCGCGGCAGCCUCUGAUGAUGAUUUGGCCCAGAAGCUUUGGGAGAGCAGCUGCAGCAUGCUUGGCAUCACCUGGCAGUGAACAGUUGGGACCAAAUAAAGGACUUUCUGUAAUAUUAAUUAAAAGAAAACAGCACUACUUGGUAAGCACUUUGAUGCAGGCGUUCAUGUUACUUCAUAUCGUACUUUGUUUUGUACCGAUCACACCUGUUGAAGUCUUUAAUUAUUCUCCUCUUCACAUAAUUUCUCAUUGUUGAGUAUUUGUUGCGGUGAACAAUGAAUUGAGAAGGGGAAAACUAAUCUAAAUCACAUGCGUGAUUGUUUAAGACCAGUGGAAUGUGGCACUGGCAAAUUGAAAGGUCACAGGCACUGCUACUUUGUUAUCAUUUGUUCAAAACUUGCUAACAGUUUCAUCUAAAGUAAACAAUGUUAAUCACGCGAUUAAUCUGCGUUAAUACAUAUGUUACCAGAACGAGAAUCAAGUAUGAUUAGCACAUAAGGAAUUUGACUUGGUAGACUGUGCUCUCUUUGUUCAAUGCAAGAAACACAGAAAAAUGCUCUCUAAACUAAAGCAUCAUAUACUAGGUUGGAAUCAAAGACCAAAGAAAACAUUUGAAUUGGGGGCUUGGUAAGAGCUCUUUACUGGCUGGAUUAAAAGACUUUCGAUGAAGAUUGGCUGACGAUUCAGGAGGUAGCUGUCAAGCGUCAGAUUUGAUGUUAAAGAAAGCAGUGAUCAAAACAAUGGGGAAAUCAAGGAAGAAGUCAACGGCGGGUUGGCACAGCUGUGUUGUGAAUGGACUAGAGUGGGGAGAUGAAGGUUCAAGUGGGAGUGAAGAAAGAAUGGAUGUAAAUCAUGAUGAGGGUAGAGGGAAAGAGAAAAGGUAGGCCUGUGGGGUUGAAGAAGGAAGGCAUGUAAAGAAGAUCAAAGCUAGCGAACAACAUAAUACAGAAAGGGUAGUAAUAAAAGAGAGGAAUCAAAGUAUAAAAUUGCAGCAAGAUUUAAAGAGCAGGGAGGCGUCUCGGCACUAAACACAGUUAGGCUCUCAACGGUGUUGAAAGGUCAGGUGGGAGAUAUUUCAAUGGCAAAAGUGUUAAAAGAUGGAAACAUGUUAGUAGUAUGCAAAGACAGCGAGCUUACUGACUUAAAGCAAUUGAGCAGCACAAGUGAGCGCUAGCUAUGUGGGGCAGAGUAACAAGUGGAGUAAAAGAGUUAUCUGGCCUGUACCAUUGGACAUGGCAGCGGAGGAGUUUAAGGCAAAUCUGGGGUAAACUGAAAGAGAUUGCCGAUAACCCGACAUGGGGAGCGGAAAGACAAAGGACUGUUGGCGUUUGAGGAUGAAACACUGCUAAAUAAGGUUUUUGUUGAUGUCAUGAGCUACAGUGUUAGAGAAUAUGUAGAGGGGCCAAUUAGAUGCUACAACUGUCAGGGGUUUGGCCACACAGCUAACAUAUGCAAAGGAAAGUGCAAAUGUGCAAGUUGUGGUAAGGAUAAUGAAUAUUCAGAGUGUACUGAGGUUCAACCCAGAUGCUAUGGUUGUAGAGGGGAUCAUAGUGUGGCUUAUAGGGGGUGGGAGAAAAUGAAAAAGCUAAAUUAAGUGCAGCAGGUUAGAGUACAGCAGGAAGUUAUGGAGGCAGAAGCUUUGAAAGUG
Entelurus aequoreus (snake pipefish) is the source of this 2605-nucleotide messenger RNA. Its product is annotated as retinol dehydrogenase 12-like. The transcript has 7 exons. The record is from RefSeq and is a predicted model, not a curated record. Lineage: Eukaryota; Metazoa; Chordata; Actinopteri; Syngnathiformes; Syngnathidae. The coding region runs from base 16 to 1038 and encodes 340 amino acids.